This is a messenger RNA of Diceros bicornis minor, 3318 nucleotides long. RefSeq names its product CREB regulated transcription coactivator 3 (gene CRTC3). The record is from RefSeq and is a predicted model, not a curated record. Gene Ontology annotation, molecular function: cAMP response element binding protein binding. The transcript has 15 exons. Gene Ontology annotation, biological process: positive regulation of transcription by RNA polymerase II; protein homotetramerization. Gene Ontology annotation, cellular component: nucleus; cytoplasm. NCBI's taxonomy places the organism in Eukaryota, Metazoa, Chordata, Mammalia, Perissodactyla, Rhinocerotidae. The coding region runs from base 187 to 2046 and encodes 619 amino acids.
GGGGCGGACCUCGGCGCGCUCCCGGCCGCUCGCGGGCUGUGGAGCCGCGGCGGCUCGUCUGCCGGGUCGCGCCGGAGGACGGGCUUCGGGCGGCGGCCUGGGCGGCCUGCGGACGGACGGACGGGCGGGCCGAGUCGCAGGCCCUGCGCCUGCCGUGUCCCCCUCCUGCCGGCGCGGGCCCGCGCCAUGGCCGCCUCGCCGGGCUCAGGCAGCGCCAACCCGCGGAAGUUCAGUGAGAAGAUCGCGCUGCACACGCAGCGGCAGGCCGAGGAGACGCGGGCCUUCGAGCAGCUCAUGACCGACCUCACCCUGUCGCGGGUUCAAUUUCAGAAGCUUCAGCAACUGCGUCUUACACAGUACCAUGGAGGAUCCUUACCAAACGUGAGCCAGCUGCGCAGCAGUGCGUCCGAGUUCCAGCCGUCAUUUCACCAGGCUGAUAGCGUGCGGGGAACUCGCCAUCACGGGCUGGUGGAGAGGCCGUCCAGGACCCGCUUUCACCCUCUUCACCGAAGGUCUGGAGACAAGCCAGGACGACAGUUUGAUGGUAGUACUUUUGGAGCCAUUUACUCCUCACAGCCCCUGGAUGAGAGUUGGCCAAGGCAGCAGCCUCCUUGGAAAGAAGAAAAGCAUCCUGGGUUCAGGCUAACAUCUGCACUUAACAGGACCAAUUCUGAUUCUGCUCUUCAUACGAGUGCUCUGAGCACCAAGCCCCAGGACCCCUAUGGAGGAGGGAGCCAGUCGGCUUGGCCUGCUCCAUACAUGGGUUUCUGUGAUGGAGAGAAUGAUGUACAUGGGGAAGUUGUGUCUUUCCCUGGCCCAUUGAAAGAAGAGAAUCUAUUAAAUGUUCCCAAGCCACUGCCAAAACAGCUGUGGGAGACCAAGGAGAUUCAGUCCCUGUCAGGGCGCCCUCGAUCCUGUGAUGUUGGAGGUGGCAAUGCUUUUCCACACAAUGGUCAAAACAUAGGCCUUUCACCCUUUCUGGGGACCCUGAACACUGGGGGGUCGUUGCCAGAUCUAACCAACCUCCACUACUCCACGCCCCUGCCAGCCUCUCUGGACACCGGCGACCACGUCUUUGGUAGUAUGAGUGUGGGGAAUAGUGUGGGCAACCUUCCCGCUGCUAUGACUCACCUGGGCAUUAGAAGCUCUUCUGGUCUCCAGAGUUCUCGGAGUAACCCCUCCAUCCAGGCCACGCUCAAUAAGACAGCGCUUUCCUCUUCCCUGAAUAGCCACCCACAGACAUCCGUUCCCAACACCUCUGCUCUUCACCCUUCACUCCGUCUCUUUUCCCUUAGCAACCCAUCUCUUUCCACCACAAACCUGAGCGGCCCCUCUCGGCGUAGGCAGCCUCCCGUCAGCCCUCUCACGCUUUCUCCUGGCCCUGAAGCACCUCAAGGUUUCAGCAGACAGCUCUCUUCAACCAGCCCACUGAACGUAUAUCCUGUUUCGCAGAUGGUGUCCUCCGAUCGAAGCCCGCUCUCCUUCCUGCCCACAGAAGCUGAAGCCCACGUGUCCCCACCGCCCCCUUACCCCACACCUCAGGAGCUCCCCCAGCCUCUCCUGCAGCAGCCCCAUGCCCAGGAGCCGCCUGCUUCGCAACCCCCGGCAGCCUCAUCUCUGCCGCAGUCAGACUUCCAGCUCCUCACGGCCCAGGGCUCAUCUUUGACCAGCUUCUUCCCAGAUGUGAGCUUUGACCAGCAAUCCAUGAGGCCAGGCCCAGCCUUUACUCAACAGGUGCCCCUGGUGCAGCAAGGUCCCCGAGAACCACAGGACUCAUUUCAUUUGAGACCAAACCUGUAUUCCAACUGUGGGAGUUUCCCAAACACCAUCCUGACAGAAGACUCGAGCACCAGCCUGUUCAAAGACCUCAGCAGUGCGCUGGCAGGCAUGCCCGAGGUCAGCCUGAACGUGGACACUCCGUUUCCAUUGGAGGAAGAGCUCCAAAUUGAACCCCUGAGCCUGGACGGACUCAACAUGUUAAGUGACUCCAGCAUGGGCCUGCUUGACCCCUCUGUCGAAGAGACGUUUCGAGCUGACCGACUGUGAACAGAAUGAAACAGAACAGGAGAAUUUAUUUCUGAAAUAGCUAAAAUAGAGGAGAAUAGAAUGGAGCCAGCUACACCCCUGGGCUUCAGUUGUCUUGGGCUUCCAACAUGGAAGGAACCAAUUCCACAGCCCCCAGCUUUCAGAUGAGGUCCUGUCUUGUACACUGUGGCUUAUUCUAGACCACAGAGCCAUGCACUGCCUCUCAGGCCUGCAGCACAGGAUGUUGCUGCAGGCAGGCUGCUUUGGAGCUUCCGAUGAAUUGGUCAUCACCGUGACCAUUAGAUCUCGUGGCCAUCUAGUUGGUCGAUGUGUAAAAGUGGAAAAUAUGUAAUGGAGGACCCAGUAGCAUUGUGUAGUGCUCAGAACCACUGAUCUCAGUCAACACUGAAGGAGGGACCUGGAGGGGGAGGCAGUUAGGAGCCACAGGCCUUCGGGAAUUGGCUCAGCAUUAGCAGUGGUACCCCAGCACCACGUGCCUUCUCUGAUCUAGCCGUGACAGCUACGUACCUACCAGCUGGUGGCAGCGAUGUUCCAGGGCAGGGCGGAGAGCCAUGGCCUUCUCAGAUGCCUUAAUUCUAAUAUGACGAAUUUUUUACCACAAGACCAAGAGCAGACUUGAGUUAAGCAAACUGAAUGCUAAUUUGUUUUCUCCCGGUCUGUAAUCUCUCUUCUGCUGCUUCAGGACACCUUUUCCUAUGAACAAGAGGAAGAGGAACACUUUUAUUCAGUCACUGAAAAAAAGUCCCCUGGUAAUGGAUGAGCCUGAAGAGAACAGUGCUGCUUCUUGGUGGCUGGGGAAGAAAGAGGGGGGCUGUAGGUAUCUCACAGACACGUGACAUCCUCCAGACAAGUGCAGGCCUCCCUCUCCACAGACCGGCUGGAGGAAACAGCUGGAGGUCUGGACCAGACCCCCCCCCAGCAGCUGAGCAGCAGCAGAGGGAAGCUGUUUCUCUGUGGACCAGGAGUGUUACUAUAACCCCUCUAGACCGUAAGCUCCUUGAGGGCAGGGACUGUGCCUUAUUCCUCAUUGAACCCCUAGUACCUAACAAGUGCCUAGCACUGCGUGGGUGCCGCAUAACUGCGUGUUGAAUGCACGAACGAAGGAAUGAAUGAACGAAUCUGCCUUGCUGUGAGGCAGUCUAAUCUUGAACUAUCCCCGUUCCUUACCAAAUCUUCUCAGAGCUUUAGCUUUUCUAACGCUUGCACCUGUGGUUAAGCGUGCACUUUAAUAUGCUUUUAACGCUAGGUGACCAAAUCCAUGACUAGACUAGG